Messenger RNA from Oncorhynchus nerka (sockeye salmon), 2262 nucleotides. RefSeq names its product dynein heavy chain-like. The record is from RefSeq and is a predicted model, not a curated record. NCBI's taxonomy places the organism in Eukaryota, Metazoa, Chordata, Actinopteri, Salmoniformes, Salmonidae. The transcript is spliced from 5 exons. The annotation marks the transcript as partial.
UAUACUAUACAAUAUACUAUACAAUAUACUAUAAAAUAUACUAUACAAUAUACUAUAAAAUAUACUAUAAAAUAUACUAUAAAAUAUACUAUACAAUAUACUAUAAAAUAUACUAUACAAUAUACUAUACCACAUACUAUACAAUAUACUAUACCACAUACUGUACCACAUACUAUAAAAUAUACUAUACAAUAUACUAUACAAUAUACUAUACCACAUACUGUACCACAUACUAUAAAAUAUACUAUACAAUAUACUAUAAAAUAUACUAUAAAAUAUACUAUACAAUAUACUAUAAAAUAUACUAUACAAUAUACUAUACCACAUACUAUACCACAUACUAUAAAAUAUACUAUACCAUAUACUGUACCACAUACUAUAAAAUAUACUAUACAAUAUACUAUAAAAUAUACUAUACCACAUACUAUAAAAUAUACUAUACAAUAUACUAUACCACAUACUAUACCACGUACUAUAGAAUAUACUAUACAAUAUACUGUACCACAUACUAUAAAAUAUACUAUACAAUAUACUAUACCACAUACUAUAAAAUAUACUAUACAAUAUACUAUACAAUAUACUAUACCACAUACUGUACCACAUACUAUAAAAUAUACUAUACAAUAUACUAUACAAUAUACUGUACCACAUACUAUAAAAUAUACUAUACAAUAUACUAUACAAUAUACUGUACCACAUACUAUAAAAUAUACUAUACAAUAUACUAUACCACAUACUAUAAAAUAUACUAUACAAUAUACUAUACCACAUACUAUACCACAAUAUACUAUACCACAUACUGUACCACGUACUAUACAAUAUACUGUACAAUAUACUAUACCACAUACUAUAAAAUAUACUAUACAAUAUACUAUACCACAUACUAUACCACGUACUAUACAAUAUACUAUACAAUAUACUAUACCACAUACUAUACCACGUACUAUACAAUAUACUAUACCACAUACUAUACCACGUACUAUACAAUAUACUAUACCACAUACUGUACAACGUACUAUACAAUAUACUAUACAAUAUACUAUACCACGUACUAUACCACGUACUAUACAAUAUACUAUACCACAUACUAUACCACGUACUAUACAAUAUACUAUACCACAUACUGUACCACGUACUAUACAAUAUACUAUACCACGUACUAUACAAUAUACUAUACAAUAUACUAUACAAUAUACUAUACCACGUACUAUACAAUAUACUAUACCACGUACUAUACAAUAUACUAUACAAUAUACUAUACCACAUACUAUACAAUAUACUAUACAAUAUACUAUACAAUAUACUAUACCACAUACUAUACAAUAUACUAUACAAUAUACUAUACAAUAUACUAUACCAUAUACUAUACAAUAUACUAUACCACCAUAUACUAUACAAUAUACUAUACCACGUACUAUACCACAUACUAUACCACGUACUAUACAAUAUACUAUACCACGUACUAUACAAUAUACUAUACCAUAUAAUAUACCAUAUACUAUACCACAUACUAUACCACGUACUAUACCACAUACUAUACCACAUACUAUACAAUAUACUGUACAAUAUACUAUACCACAUACUAUACAAUAUACUAUACAAUAUACUAUACCACAUACUGUACCACAUACUAUACAAUAUACUAUACCACAUACUAUACCACGUACUAUACCACAUACUAUACAAUAUACUAUACAAUAUACUAUACCACGUACUAUACAAUAUACUAUACCACAUACUAUACAAUAUACUAUACAACAUACUGUACCACAUACUAUACAAUAUACUAUACCACAUACUAUACAAUAUACUAUACCACGUACUAUACAAUAUACUAUACAAUAUACUAUACCACAUACUAUACCACAUACUAUACCACGUACUAUACAAUAUACUAUACCACAUACUAUACCACGUACUAUACAAUAUACUAUACAAUAUACUAUACAAUAUACUAUACCACAUACUAUACAAUAUACUAUACAUGUACCACGUACUAUACAAUAUACUAUACCACAUACUGUACCACAUACUAUACAAUAUACUAUACCACAUACUGUACCACGUACUAUACAAUAUACUAUACCACAUACUGUACCACGUACUAUACAAUAUACUAUACAAUAUACCAUACCACAUACUGUACAAUAUACUAUACAACAUACUAUACCAUAUACUAUACCACGCUCUGGACGAAUAAUCGAUGGGUUACCAUGUGUCGUCAUGCUGUUGCAGAAGAACUGCUCCCAGGCCAAACUGUGA